This is a messenger RNA of Haemorhous mexicanus (house finch), 5100 nucleotides long. It is a transcript of the gene FOXE1, whose product is annotated as forkhead box E1. Gene Ontology annotation, molecular function: DNA-binding transcription factor activity, RNA polymerase II-specific; RNA polymerase II cis-regulatory region sequence-specific DNA binding. Gene Ontology annotation, biological process: anatomical structure morphogenesis; regulation of transcription by RNA polymerase II; cell differentiation. Lineage: Eukaryota; Metazoa; Chordata; Aves; Passeriformes; Fringillidae. The transcript has a single exon. The record is from RefSeq and is a predicted model, not a curated record. The coding region runs from base 1 to 876 and encodes 291 amino acids.
AUGACAGCCGAGAACCGGCUGCCGGGCCCCCCGCCGCCGCCCCCGCCGCUGAAGGCGGACGCGGUGCCGCCGGGAGAGGAGGCGGCGGCGGCAGCGGCGGGGGCGCGGGGCGGACGGCGCCGCCGCAAGCGUCCGGCGGAGCGGGGCAAGCCGCCCUACAGCUACAUCGCCCUCAUCGCCAUGGCCAUCGGGCAGGCGCCCGAGCGGCGACUGACGCUCGGCGGCAUCUACCGCUUCAUCACCGAGCGCUUCCCCUUUUACCGCGACAGCCCCCGCAAGUGGCAGAACAGCAUCCGCCACAACCUCACCCUCAAUGACUGCUUUGUCAAGGUGCCACGGGAGCCCGGCCGCCCCGGCAAGGGCAACUACUGGACGCUGGACCCUCACGCCCGUGACAUGUUCGAGAGCGGGUCCUUCCUCCGCCGCAGAAAACGUUUCAAGCGCAGCGACCUCUCCACCUACCCGGCCUUCCUCGCCGAGCGCCCCGCAGCUCCGUGCCGCCUCCUCCCGCUGCCGGCCCCGCCGCCCCCCGCCGACCUGCCCCCGGCGCCCGCCGCCGCCUCCUGCGCCUUCGCCACCGCCUUCCCCGCGCAGGGCUGCGCCUCCGCCGCUCUGCCCCCCGCCUACGCCCCGCUGCCCACCGCUCCCGGGCCCUACGCGCCCGGGGGCCACGGGCCGCUGUACGCGCCUUCGGGGCGCAUCGUGCUGCCUGCAUCUUCGCCCGGCCCCACUGCGCUCUACGGCCGCCGCUCCCCCGCGCCCUACCCGCCUCUGCCCCACGCCUACGGCGCCGGAGGGCAGCUGAGUGCCGCCGAGCCCGCACCGCGGCACAGCACCUACUCUGGAGGUCCCGACAGGUUCGUCCCGGCGCUCUGACCUAUCCCGGAGAGGCCCGACAGAGCGGACCGGAGCCCGUGAGACGGCGGAGUGCGGGGGUUGCCCGGCGCUGCCCAGGAAGAUGCUGAAGAACCUUCGGCUGCACCUACGCAUUCUGUCAUCUGCCCAGGCUUCCUGGCGAGGAAUGUCGCAGUCAGCCCUGGGGACGUGGGGUGUCCUGUCCAGCCCUGUCCGCUCUCGGCAGAAAAGUCCUAGGGACUCCCAAGUGCUUGGGACAAGCAGUCUCUUCUACUGCCUUUCCUGCAGCAGGUGCUCAAAGCUUCCUGCCAGGCUCCCACCCUCCCGGCACACCCAACCGGGCCCCUUCUGGUCUACCCAGGAAGACUCUUCAUGUUUAAAAGUCUCUCUGCUGUUGAUGAUUUUUUUCUUUUUUUUUUUCUUUUUUUUUUCUUUUUUUCUUUUCCUUUUUUUUUUUUUUUGAGGGAGAGAAUUAAAUGUCUGUUGGUGAGGUGAAGGAAGGAGGUAGGAGGAAUCAUUCCCUAGCGUUGUGCCGGCAAAGCUGUAAAAGCAGAAUGCAUGGCACUGAUCUGGUGGCAUGUCCCUGAUGGCUCUUGCUUUAGCGCCAGGCUUUACAUCAGUUGUGUGGCCAAGGCUGGAGAAGGUUUGGAUGCCAGGGCUGCAGAAAAACACAUCAAGUCACAUCUUUCGAGGUGCUAUGCUCUGUGCUGCAGGGGUGGGAGCAGUGGUUGGAUUAGAACUAUAAAAAUUUCUACCGUGAGCAUGCCCAGCCCCUGGAAGAGGGACACAGGGAGGCUGUGGGACCUCAGCCUUUGGAGGUCUUUCCAGCUUGAUUGGACAGAGCCUGAUCUGCCUCUGAAGUCGUAACUAACAUUGAAUCUGGACUUGUUUUGAGUGGCAACCUGAUCCUGAGGUCUGCAGAGGUACUUACACCUAAAUUACUUUGAUCCCAAGAUCAGCCCAGCUCUGUCUGUAGCCUAGAGACAUUGGCAUAUAUAGGAGAAAACUUGUUUCUGGAACACAAGAGGCAGGAUACAGUGCCUUUUCAUCUUCAGUUGCUCCACUUCCAAGCUUUCCGGGGAUCUAAAAGAGUCUGGAGAAAGAUACGGAGAGAGAACAACUAAUAGGAAUGUAUGUGAGACAAAAGCUUGAAACUAGAUCUGUGGGGAAACUCAAGCAUACCCUUCCCAACAGAUCCCACCACCCUGGAAAAUGAUCUGGAGCAGUAGUGGGUACCCAGGGCUCUGCUUGGAGCUGUGGGUAUAGAGGGAGCCGACACACUCCUGCUUCCUGGUCUUCUUAUACAGCUUCUUUUUCCAGUGGAGGUGGGGAACUUGUAUCCAGGGCCAGGAGGAUGUUGGUGAGAAGAUCCUGCAGUGUGGUGGGGCCUUGUAUGGGGAGAGGAAAUGAGAAAGUGCAGCCAGAACCUCAGCAGGGGCUUUGGAAGAACAGACAGGGUGCACAUAAACCAAAGUCUCCUUAUCAGAGGAGGGUAUACAUCAUAGUAUAACUCAGGUUGGAAAAGAUCUUGGGAAAUUUCUGUUCCAAUCUGGUACCCAAAUCAGGGUCAGUUAUGGCUCAGCCCUGUGUAGUUGAGUCUUCAUCACCUCCAAGGAUGGAGACAGCGCAAUCUCUUUGGGCAACUGGCUGUCCUUGUUUGAGAGAAGUUUCUCCUUGUACCCUCCAUUUAGCCUCUAGUCUCAUUUCAUGUUUACUGUCGCUUGUCCUACUGCUGUGCUUUGCUGCAAGGAGUUUUUGAUUCCAUGAAGACACAUGUAUCUUCUGCUCUGCAUAUUUCAGAUGAGGUCCUCAGCAGGAUGACAUUUGUUUUGAGGCAGCUUUCUUGCUUUCUGUGGGUGCUGCAGUACGCAUAUGCAGGUGGGACAUGAGAGAGGAAAUGGAGGAGAGCAGGAAGGUGGUUGGGUGUCCUCACAGCACAGCUUGGUGUGGAGAAGAGUAAAGCCUUCUUCAGUAGGUGGGCAGGAGAAGUUGUACUUCUGCCUUCCGUGGGGCUGUGAGGCAGGAGAUGAGUUUUGGACCCAAGGGUUCAGAGUGCCAGGGAUGGCACGUGGUGAGGCAGCGUCUGGGCUGGGAGGCUGAGUGACCUGACACCACUGCCCUGUGUCCAUGUAGACCUGUCUGUGGCACUGCAGGAAGCUGUUGUCCGUACACAGAGCUGAGGAGGCUGCUCCAUGUAUAGAGCCAGUGGAGGGCAAGCACAGACAGCAAGUGUAAGAACCACUCAAUUCUUUGGUGUGCUGAGGUCAGUCAGAUUAUUCCCUUCCUAUCCUUUCCGAAGAGGCGUGUUGUAUCUUCCUGGUUCUUCCUGGUCCUGGCACAUCCAGAAGCUGCCACCAUCCUGGAGAGGACUGUCUCAGCCAGGGGCAGGUCUCCCCAGCAGCUCUGCUAACACCUCUCCCAACUCUCCCUUCACCAUCGGAAGAGGACCUGUACACCCAGCUGUGCCAGCUCCUAGUAUUUUUGAUAGCUGCUGGCUCUGCUUUCAUUGCCUGCAAAGACUGGACUGUGUCACUUUGACAGCAAGCCAUGCCAACCUCUUGCUCAUUUGAGGGUAGCUGGGAGAAGAGCUGUCCUACCUUUUAAUGCCUUUCUUUCCAUCCUGUAGAAGCAGUUAUCAAUGUGGACCAGAUAAUUUUCAUAGAAUCAUAGCAGUGCUGGGUUGGAGGGACUCAUCAGGAUCAUCAAGUCCAGCUCCUGUACAUGUGCAGGACACCCCAAGAAUCAUAACAUGUGCCUGAGAGUAUAGUCCAAAUGCUUCUUGAUCUCUGUCAAGCUUGGUGCUUGCUCCCUGGAGAGCCUGUUCCAGUGCUCAGCCACCGUGUGGGGUGAUAUCCAACCUAAACCUCUGCCCAUGCCUCCAUGAAUCUUGUCAUUGGUCAUGAGAGUGAAGAGCUCAGAUGUCUUCUGGCCCUUGCUCCUCUCAUUUUGUUCUCUGCUUCAGCCCUCAUGCCAGUUUAGAGUUCAGUCUAAAAAAAGGUCACCAAUGAUGAUACAGGUUUUGAGAAAGAUGUUUCUGAACUCAGAUAGCAUGUAGGCAGUUCAGGGAGCAAAGCUCAGUGUCCGAAGGACAAGCCUGACAGACCUUGGUGACUUAGAAAGCACAGAUUGGUAGGUUGUGUGUUGUUAGCAGAGAAGGUCUAGAUGCUCGUUCUUGUUUCUCUCCAGAUCUUUUAUACCUACAAACUAGGGAAACUGGGCAUAUCUAGAUGGUAAUUUUUUUGCAGCAGGUUCAGCGAUGACCUUGCUGCAUUAAGAACCUGAGACAUGGUCAAAAACUGCUUUAACUUUGGUCAGAAACGGCUAGAAAUCCUGGUCAGAACUGUGAAGAGCUACUGGGACCAUUCAAGGGACUCUAUAUCUGUGCGGGGUAUGCACUUUGAGCUUUUUUAGGCAAAGCCAGCCUUUGCUAGUGCUGGCAGUUCUCCAACCUCCUGUUUGCAGCAGGCCUGGAGACUCCAGCAAUCCCUUCCCACCAGCACUGCUGUGGUUUUAUGGCUAUUCCAACCUCUCUGGGCUGUCAUGUAGGCUCAGGUGCCAAGGGUGUGCUGAUCACUGUGGGUCUGUCCAGGCUGUGCCUUGUGGCAGUGAGAUGUGUUGCCCCUGUGCCCACGUGUGACAUGGGACUGCCUGGCCACUGGCAGAGGAAGAUAUGCUUGUUGUGUCCUUGGGGAGCCAGGGGGUUGGGCCUUUCUGUGAGGAUAUGGGGAUAUGCCAAGGGGAUAUGUUAGACAACGGGAUUUCAGUGAAUGCUUGUGCCAUGGGGAUAUGUUAAACAUGUGGAUCUCAAUAUGUUUUUGUUUGGCACGUUGCUUGUAAUUCUCAGGCACCACCAAGAAUAAGAAAAAGAUAUGAUUUCUGUAGGUUUUAUUGUAAAUAUCUAAGAGCCUUCCUUUUAGCAAAGUUAUUCUAAGUUUCAAACUACUCUUUUGAUUUCUGUCAGAAGAGUCCAAUAAAUCUGGAUUGUAAACCUGUAGGAAACUCUUAAAUGUGAGCACUGAUAGAAGAGAGAGGGGCCUUGAAAAUGCUCAUUCCUCAAAGGACAGAGCCUCUCGGUUCCUCUUCUGCCCAUGUUCUGGUGUAGACUCCCCAGCAGCUUUGAGAAGGAAGUGGACUGUACAGCCUAGGAGAACAUUAUAUUCUGUAUUGGAGAUUUUUUUGGGGUUGUUUUUGUAUUUACUCUUCUACUUCACUUGAAAUGGAAAUAAAUCUUUGCAUUGUUUGCAA